CCGUGCUGCAAGAGUAGAAGGUCAGGAAAGGCCAGCCUGCAAGGCAGCUCCCCAUCGCCCUCUUGUGGCGCACAGCCUGAAUCCCACCACUGUCCAAGAGCAGAGCGUGGGAAGAAAGGGCAGGGAGUCCACGGAGACACCGAGACCAGCCCACAGGGGGUGCUGGGCAUUACUUUGGAGCCCGGCUAUCAGUAACACCCGCAGGGGGCUGGAGGCCAGAGUGCUCCGUGGGUAGGGUGGCCAGGAACGGUGCCCAGCCAAAUGGUCCCAGGAAGGACUGGAGGUGCAAGGUUCUUAGGGAUACUGUGGAGACUGUGGGCAGAGGCUGGCUGCAUUCCAGGGUCAUCUUACCCCAGAGCUAUUCAGAGUGAACACAGCGCUUUUCUGAGUUAACUUUGCAAAGACUUUUUGUGCAACAGCUCUUGCUUCUGGGAAAGAAUUCCGACCCCGGGCUCCACCCUCUAGCAAAAGCUUGGGAAUGGUCCCUUGCCUGGGGGAGCAAGGCUCCUAGGCUUCAGAUCACGCGGAGCAGGAAGUUUCUUUGGCCACAUAAGGAAACAGCUAUAGAGUGGGGGCGUCCAGACACUCAUUGCCUGGCCACAACUGGACGCUCUUGUGAGGACAUAGAGGGGUUCCCGCCGAUUCGGCGCCCAUACCUUUAAACUGCGCACUGGCCAAUCAGGAGCCUGCGCCACCAGCGCAGCCAAUCAGCGCCCGGCGGAGCCGGCGGGAGAGAGAACCUCAUGCGGUAACCGAGGCCAGCGACUGUCCUGCCCAGGGAGCAGUAGCCAGCACGUGAUGAAGCUCAGAUGGCGUUUGACGCUAGGUCCUUCUGUGAGGACACUGUCCUCAGGUUUCCCACGACUGUGGCUUUGAGCCCUUUCUCCAAACCUGGUUCCUUGUUACCUUCUGCAUCAAGUCUGGACGUCUUGGCCCUAUGUUCAAGACCCUCUGGCUUCUAGCCCCAGCUCUCCAGCCUCCCCUCUGCUCUAGUCUUCUGGCCAGGCAGCAUGUACAAACUGACCUUUGGUUCCCUCCUCACCUCCGUCCCUUUGACUGCGGGUCAGCCUCCCACCAGCAUUGCCCUCUGUCGCUCUGUCGGAGGCCGCCCUGAACAGGAGCUUUGCGCAUAUCUCUUGUGUAAAGAGGUACUGCACUGGCAUUGCACCCACUGCGGUGCAUGUGGGCUUACCUCUGCGGCUACAAGAGGUGCAGCUCUGGGAGUGGACAUCAACUCAUGGGAGUGAGUUACACCCUCCUGUUUGUUGUAAUACUGCCCCUUGCCCUUUUUUGGAUGGAACAUUCCAUCAAAUGGCUCCCCUCAAUAAAUUGGGCUUUGGAACAUGCUCCAGCGCACUCUCUCUCUCUCUCCUGCCUCUCUUGUUUUUCUCUUGCCCCCCUUGUGGGAGCUUACAUCUGAAGGGGAGAAGCCGUCUGAAUUGCCCAAGAAAAAGGAGCUGGAGAACCAGUAUGCGCCCAGCAGAUGGGUCAUCCGAAUGGGAGCAGAGGAAGCCCUGAGGACCUAUAAGCAGAUAGGAAUUGAGGCCACUAGGAAAGCCCGUGACACCUGCAGGAGCCAGCUGCAUGUCCCCUAUGGAGAUGGUGAUGGGGAGAAAAUGGACAUCUACUUUCCUGACCAGGCAUCUGAAGCCUUGCCUUUCUUCGUGUUUUUUCACGGAGGGUACUGGCAGAGUGGAAGUAAAGACGAAUCUGCCUUCAUGGUCAACCCCCUGACAGCACAGGGAGUGGCUGUGGUGAUAGUGGCAUAUGACAUUGCCCCCAAAGGCACCCUGGACCGGAUGGUAGACCAGGUGGCCCGCAGCGUUGCCUUUGUUGAGAAGCGGUAUCCAAGCAAUAAGGGAAUUUACCUGUGUGGACACUCUGCUGGGGCCCACCUGGCUGCCAUGGUCCUCCUGACCAACUGGACCAAGCAUGGAGUAACACCCAACUUUAGAGGCUUCUUCCUGGUGAGUGGGGUCUAUGACCUGCAGCCCCUCGUGUUCACCUCACAGAAUGCUGCUCUCCUCAUGACCCUGGAAGAUGCUCAGAGGAACAGCCCUCAGCGGCACCUGGAGGUGGCCCGGGCACAGCCUGUGGAUCCAGCCUGCCCUGUGCUGGUGGCUGUGGGUCAGCAUGACUCCCCCGAAUUCCACCGCCAGUCCAGGGAGUUUCAUCAGGCACUGUGCCGAGGUGGCUGGAGAGCCUCCUUUGAAGAACUGCGUGAUGUGGACCACUUUGAAAUCAUUGAGAACCUAACCCAGAAGGACUAUGCACUCACCCAGAUCAUUCUGAAAACCAUCUUGCAGGAGUUCUGACCACAUCUGGCCCCACCAGCAGAGAGCCCCUGGAGCCAUGCUGUCUGCCUGCUGUAGCCCCUCCCUCCUCACUGCUGAUAACACUGGCAAAAACCUCCAUGUCCUCCAGCCACCCAGCCUGCAUUAAGCCCCAGGGAAGUCCCCAGGUCAGUGCUGAGAUACCCACAGCCACCUUGUGGCCAAGUCUGACCCCUUUACUUGCUGCAAGGUAUGACAAAAAUGACUUGCCUCUGGCUCACUGUUUUGUACAGCUUGUGACAGUUGUGAGUAUCAAAUUGGGAUAACUGGGGCCAGGCGUGUGGCUUAGCUGUAGAGCACCUGCCUGGCAUGGAUGGGCAAGACCCUGGGUCCCACCCCCAGCACUUCACAAACAGAAACCAGAGUCACUAGGAAGGAACCCUCCCACACAUGUGCCUCCAAGGCCACUGUGAGGAAUCUCUCAAACUGCAUCCUGCACAGGACACCUGUGACAUGUGCCCACCACUGAGCAACCUAGCUCCUACAACAAGCCGUGUGGCCUGGGUGCCUCUUUCAGAACAGUCUAUGCAGACCCGUCCUUUCUUACUUUUAAAUGCCCCCUCACCUGAUUCAUCUCCAAAUCCCAAAAAGUGACCUGAAAAGUAACCUCGACUGGAACCACUGGUGCCAAGAUGGAGUGGUUUCUCUCACCACUGCUUAUUCACUGGACUUUGCUGCAGAAUUAAGAAAAUUCUUGGGGCUGGGGAUAUAGCUUGGUUGAUAGAACGCUUGCCUCACAUGCACAAGGUUCAAUACCCAGCACCACACACAAAAGAAAUUUCUAAAGCAAAAACAUAACCUACAAUGAAAACAGCUUUUGCUUAAAGAUGACAAUAAAAUGUUGCAAUUUUAAAAAAUGCCUCCCUUCAACCUCUUCAGAUGCACCUAGGGUCUACCACAGCAUGUGUCUGGGAUUAUAAUCCCCGUCUGUUCCCAAAUAAGCUCUGAAAAAAUACUUUUCCUGGGCCUCAUACCAGACCUGCAAUCUCAGCGACUCUGGAGGCUGAGGUAGGAUAACCAAAACUAUGAGGCCAGCCUCAGCAAUUUUGUGAGAUCCAGUCUCAAAAACAAAUUUUAAAAGGGUUGGGGUGUAGCUCAGUGGUAAAGUACCCUGGGUUUAAUUCAAACACCACCAAAAAAAAAAAAAAAGGAUGGUCUCUUGUCAUUCAUUUCAGACCCACAAA
Molecule: messenger RNA, 3517 nt
Organism: Ictidomys tridecemlineatus (thirteen-lined ground squirrel)
Lineage: Eukaryota; Metazoa; Chordata; Mammalia; Rodentia; Sciuridae
Source: RefSeq, a predicted model, not a curated record